AUGGCAUCGGCAUCGUUCGGCAUUCGGACAGCGGGUGCUCACGUCACUUGUCACUUGGCACUUGGCGGGCGCUGCCCUGACGAAGAUGCCCCGUCGGUGCCAGAACAUGCGUCCGAUCACAUCGACCCGGCCACGACCGAAUUCUCGCCCUCCAUUGGCUUUACGUUGCAUCACGCUUCCUGCAUACGUCUCAUGAACAGCCACGACGGCAUAGCCCUUCUCACCGCGACUAUGCGCCCUUGCGCCGCCUCUGCCCUGCUUCGCAGCCUUCGACUCAACGCGCCUGGUGGCAUCGUGUUGCCGAGGCUGAGGCAGGGUCGAAGUCGCAAGAUAUGCACAGCGUGCCUCUGUCGACCGAGCCAGACGUUUGGAGCGCGAGCCACGAGGCAGGGUCAUGUCGCUGCACCACGCCUGCACCCGGCGCCUCGCUCCUCUCGAGAGCACGUGGUGAAGAGAUUGGCCUCGACGGUCGCCGCGGCGAAUACCAAGAAUGUGAGAAACCACAAUCGAGGGCCGUUGCAAGAGUACGACCACCGCGUCGAGACUGGCGCCCUGCGAAACGACGAGCAUCAGAGGGGCAUCAUCGAGAGCCUGCAGCAUCUCCAUGAUGAACUGGCAAACUACGCAGCGCCGGCCGUCGUACACCCCGACCUCGAGUCUCUCAAGCCCUCCAAGUCCAUCUUCGGCUCCCUCUUCGGCCGAGGCAAGCCGGGCAAGGCCAAGAUUGGCGCGAUACCCAGCAACCUGCCUCGCGGGCUCUACCUCUACGGCGACGUCGGCAGCGGCAAGACCAUGCUGAUGGACCUCUUCUACGACACGCUGCCGCCGUCUGUCAAGUCCAAGACGCGCAUUCACUUUCACAACUUUAUGCAGGACGUCCACAAGCGGCUCCACAAGAUGAAGCUCGAGCACGGCAGCGACGUCGACGCCGUGCCCUUCAUCGCCGCCGACAUUGCCGAGCAGGGCAACGUGCUUUGCUUCGACGAGUUCCAGUGCACCGACGUCGCCGACGCCAUGAUCCUGCGACGGUGA
Molecule: messenger RNA, 1032 nt
Organism: Verticillium dahliae VdLs.17
Lineage: Eukaryota; Fungi; Ascomycota; Sordariomycetes; Glomerellales; Plectosphaerellaceae
Product: AFG1 protein
Exons: 4
Coding region: 1-1032 (343 amino acids)
Biological process (GO): protein quality control for misfolded or incompletely synthesized proteins
Cellular component (GO): mitochondrion; cytoplasm
Molecular function (GO): ATP hydrolysis activity; ATP binding
Source: RefSeq, a predicted model, not a curated record